GGGGUGCACUAGCUACAGGAGCGGCUCUCUCUUAUAACCCUCUUUUCUUUUAUACACACCGACGCCGCACUCUCUUCUUUUUUGCAAAGCCAGAGAAAGACAACAAACUAUUUAACAACUCGUACGGGACAGGUUACCAGGGAAAGUGCGCUGAGGACCUUUUGAAAAGCAGAGUUCAGUUGUGAGAAGUGUCCGUGUUUUGCGUCUUGUCUUCCGGGCACCGUGGAUAUGACACUAGGACAUGGGAGCCCUCAGCAGCCUUUGCACGCUUUAUUGAUGGGACAACAUUCAAGCCAGCAAUGGAAAACACACCAAAUUGUGGAUUUGUGACAUUUUUUGGUUGAUAUUUUCUAAUUAUUAUUUUUUAAUUGAGAGAACUGAAGGAGGGACGCUGCUAUUAUUUGCCUUUUUAAAUAUACAUUUUAAACACAUCUUUUUGUUGGACUUAUCAACCGUGUACGGUAUAGGACAUCUUUUUGACGAGCGCCAUUCUUAUUUUUUGACCUGCUGUGGCGUCCCGUCCCAUUGAGGACGCCAAUCACUCAGAUUUCCCCCCUCAUAAUUAAAAACAAAUCUUCAAUUUUUCAUACAUUUUGCUGGACAUACUAGCAAGUGACCUAGCCAUAUAAAACAGACUUUUUUAAUUAAAGGGAACUACUUUCCAUUCACUGGAGGUCUAUCAGUAUAGGGGUUGGCCCAAGACUGCUCAUUUUUUUUUAUAUACCAGGGGCCCUCCAGCCCCACAUCUCCCCCAUGGAGAUUCACUGUAAGCACGACCCGUUUGCGGCUAUGCACAGACAUGGCGGCGUGAACCAGCUUGGGGGUGUGUUUGUGAAUGGCCGGCCUCUCCCAGAUGUUGUGCGACAACGAAUAGUGGAACUUGCCCACCAAGGGGUGCGUCCCUGCGACAUCUCCCGCCAGCUACGCGUCAGUCAUGGAUGCGUCAGCAAGAUACUGGGCAGGUAUUAUGAAACGGGCAGUAUCCGCCCCGGCGUCAUCGGGGGAUCCAAACCAAAGGUUGCUACACCCAAAGUGGUCGACAAGAUUGCCGAUUACAAACGCCAAAAUCCCACCAUGUUUGCCUGGGAGAUCCGGGACAGGCUCCUGGCCGAGAGAGUAUGCGACAAUGACAGCGUGCCCAGUGUCAGCUCCAUCAACAGGAUCAUUCGGACCAAGGUCCAGCAGCCGCCGGGCCAAACGGGCUCAGUGACGGCUCACAAUUUAGCAACAUCGGUGGCCGCCACACAGGUCUCUGCUGUGACCAGCGACUCUGCCGGCUCUUCGUACUCCAUCAGCGGCAUUCUGGGUAUCAGCUCGGCUGCUGAUGUUGGCAAGAGGAAGAGGGAUGAAGGUCUGCAGGAGUCACCGCUGGCCAACGGGCACAGCCACAGUGGGCGGGACUUCCUCAGGAAGCAGAUGAGAGGAGAGCUGUUCUCACCGCAGCAGAUCGAGGUAUUGGACCGCCUGUUUGACAGACAGCCAUCCUGUCCAAUCCAAUCCAGCUCUGACCUCUAUGUGAGCCCAGACCCUGGCAAGACGUCAGAUUACUCCUCCAUGGCGUCGCUCGCCGGUGGACUGGACGAGAUGAAGAAUAGUUUGACCAAUCCUGGCACAGGGGCGGAGUUAGGAGCCAAUGUGGCUGGCCCACAGUCCUAUUCAAUAGUUCCAGGUCGAGACCUCGCCAGCACCACCCUGCCAGGCUACCCUCCUCAUGUUCCUCCCACAGGACAGGGCAGCUACUCCACCCCCUCCCUCACUGGCAUGGUACCAGGAGGAGAUUUCUCUGGAAGCCCCUAUUCCCAUCCUCAGUAUUCCACAUACAACGAAUCCUGGAGAUUUCCUAACCCGAGUUUAUUAGUGUUUCAGCAAGAUUAUGGUUCUCUCCUGGGGACGGAAAUCGGUUGCUCCUCAACUCUCUUCACCAGCCAGGCAGGACAGAUGCAAGGGUCACCAUACUACUACAGCGCAACAUCCCGGGGGGCGGGACCAGCCACCACGGCAACAGCCUCUGCGUAUGACCGCCACUGACCCCGCCCACUCAGAGGAAGAGGAGGAGGAGGAGGAGGAGGGAGGGGAAAAGGAGAGCACCAGCACCGCUCAGUACAAACCUGCCCUGUGCGCGGAUGACACAUAUUUUGACUUGGGUGAAUAUUUUUGGACAGCCACGGAAGCCCGACCUUCACACUGCUCGCCUGUAAAGCGUUACAUGAUGCAGUGCUGCAGGUAGGCUCCACUGAAGCAUUUCACGAGUACAUUUUGAAACAUUUGAGGACUCUGCGACCACAUUGUCUUGUUUGCGAUGUUUGUUUUUGGUCACGUACAAAUCCGAGAAACAUACGUGUAUAGCCGCCAUUAAAAGUGUUGUGAUCUUC
This is a messenger RNA of Dunckerocampus dactyliophorus (ringed pipefish), 2372 nucleotides long. It is a transcript of the gene pax5, whose product is annotated as paired box 5. Gene Ontology annotation, molecular function: RNA polymerase II cis-regulatory region sequence-specific DNA binding; DNA-binding transcription factor activity, RNA polymerase II-specific. NCBI's taxonomy places the organism in Eukaryota, Metazoa, Chordata, Actinopteri, Syngnathiformes, Syngnathidae. Gene Ontology annotation, biological process: anatomical structure development; regulation of transcription by RNA polymerase II. The coding region runs from base 754 to 2028 and encodes 424 amino acids. The transcript has 11 exons. The record is from RefSeq and is a predicted model, not a curated record.